GGGUACUUCCGAUUGUUUCAACAUAUAAUACAAAUUCUCUAGACAUCAUUGCAGAAGUUGAAGUAAACCCAAGAGAACUCCAAGGACAAGUUUCAAGAUGUACAGACAAUUGAUUUCACUGCUAUUAUUAUUAUUUCUAUGCCAACGUCCUGUUGUUGCUCAGGAAACGGUCGACAAUGAGGCUUCUAAAUGUAUAUGUGAAUGCCAGCAAUAUCACGAGGAACGGGAGGCAGAGCAGGAAAUCCCAAAUUAUCUUCCUCCCCAACAACCACUUUUCCAUGGACAGCCAGGAAUUCCAGGAACUCCUGGCAUCAACGGGAACCAUGGGAUACCUGGGAUGAUGGGUGCUCGGGGACCAAAAGGUGAAAGGGGUCUGAAGGGAUCUAAAGGCGAGAAAUGUGAUUCUUGUCAACAGCUUUCUAAGGAACCACUUGCAGACUGUAAUACCAUUACCAACUGUUCUACCGGACGCCAAGGUCAAAAAGGUGAUAAGGGUGAAAGCGGUGCGAAGGGGGAACAAGGAAUAACUGGAUUACCAGGGGUGGAGAAAAUACAAAUAGCAGAACGAACCAAAGUCGCGUUUUCGGCAGGGCGUACAAAGACGAUGACUUCACAGGAACCUGGUUCUGUAAUCACAUACGACACACUGUUUGUGAACGCAGGAUACGAUUUUGACAAAGACACAGGAAUAUUCACUUGCCGCAUUAAUGGUACUUACUACUUCGUCAUGCAUGUAGCAAAUUUCUAUGAUGUGGGCGAUAAUAAUUUGUAUGUUGAAUUGCUGAAGAACAACAAGCAUAUUGUUAGCGUAUAUCACCAUGAUGACAGUACGUAUAGAGAUUCAGUCUCCAACAGCGUGAUUCUGCACCUAGUAAGAGGUGAUAAAGUUAAGCUUUUCCUUGAAGGUAAUCGCCACCUUUACAGCAGUUCGCGUCGAUUUACCACAUUUUCAGGUUAUAUACUAUUUGUCGAUUAGCACCAUUCAUAUAUUGUUAUAAUAUUUGCAUGUGUGUGUGACAAGAAUCACAGUGUUGCGGUAAUGGACACCUAAUAUGCUAUAUGCAGCCAUUGUAUCUCGACUCAACUACUGUUGAUGCCUGUAGCACUUGCGCCGACUUUUACUCACAUUUGUGCAACUACAAGCAACUAGUUGCGAAGAGUGAUUGUGUCACUUCCGACUAAAUUAUCUACAACAAGUUACCAUGCAAUGCUACCAUAAUUUGAUAAAAUUUUAGUGUACAUGACAUGUGUACAGUUAAUAGAGUACAGUACCACAUGACCAUUCAAUUGCUCAUUAGUUGUUUUGAAUCGUAGCAAAAUAGAAAUGGGCAACUGAGAGCAACUAGUGAUUGGAGCACUCAAGUCGCUUUAAAUUGCAACUCACAGUUGCUGGCAAGUUGCCAAAGGUCAAUUGAUGUCAGUUGAGUUGAGUUGCAAGGGCGGAAAGCGUAGCAGGUGCUGCUUGCCGUACUUAAAUAGAAAUGCUGCAGCCGCAUUUGUAUAUAUUUUUACAGAAAGGCCUAUCAUAUAUUAUUACAAAAUGGUAGAUUGUUAUACAGUAAAUUGUGAUCCUGGUCCUGGGUAAACUUAGGAUAAAUAAUUUGGAUCAAACUUGCAUAAAAUAUAAUGGAACAAAAGCCUGUGUCGAGCUUAAAUGAUCUAAUAAGGGCUUCACGUGUCGAGUAAGCAUCUCGAGUGGGCAUCACAGCGCUUAUUAUAUUUUGAAUAAACAUUGUGGCGCUUAAUCAAGAACAUAUAUUCCAACAUGCUUUGGAAUAACUACCGUAUCCUAUUAAUGAUGCAGAUAAUUCUUUUCAAUUGAAUUUUUUAAAAGUAAUUUUCGUAUUUUCUAGACAUAAUCUUUAACAAUCAAAAAGUAUAUGCCAAAGUGUUCAUUAACAUGUUUAUAUUCAGCCAUAUACCGUAAUUAUUUAUUGCAACUACGGUAAGUGUUGAAUUUUUUUCACUGUAAAUGGUUACCAAUGCUGCAGACUAAUUACAGUACCUGUACAUUAAUGUGACUGUGAUUUGAUCCGAGGGCAACAAUAAAAUCAUCCAUUGACUUA
Molecule: messenger RNA, 2066 nt
Organism: Anneissia japonica
Lineage: Eukaryota; Metazoa; Echinodermata; Crinoidea; Comatulida; Comatulidae
Product: complement C1q tumor necrosis factor-related protein 3-like
Exons: 3
Coding region: 98-976 (292 amino acids)
Molecular function (GO): protein binding
Source: RefSeq, a predicted model, not a curated record